Messenger RNA from Phycomyces blakesleeanus NRRL 1555(-), 852 nucleotides. RefSeq lists its product as hypothetical. NCBI's taxonomy places the organism in Eukaryota, Fungi, Mucoromycota, Mucoromycetes, Mucorales, Phycomycetaceae. The transcript is spliced from 4 exons. The coding region runs from base 1 to 384 and encodes 127 amino acids. The record is from RefSeq and is a predicted model, not a curated record.
AUGCGGGCAUUCAAGAAUCGAUUGGUAUACCGCGUGGGCCUAUUAAAGGAUGUUGCAUGUUUGGAAAGUAACAAUCAAACCUAUGUUUUACUCUUGGUAUUCUUUAUUGGUAAAGCCGUAGCACUUGUCGUGCGGCUAUUUAAACUUGAUAUGCAAGUUAAAAAGAGAAACGCCGUAAUAACUUAUAAGUCGAUAACCCUAACGGAGAUGGAAAGAUUCUACAAAAUAGAAUCUGGCAAGCAUCGGGCGAUUUUUCAUAAAGGCAAAAUUCCGGGAAUUAGCAAUGUUCCUAAACCGACUAUUUGGGAGAGCUUGCGAAAAAAACAAUCGUUCAAGGGAUUCGGUUUUUUUCUGUCAGACGAGUAUACAAAGUGGACAGAAUGAGAAUAAGAAGAAUCCCAUUCUGAAAAGUAUAUUGGUGUACAUUAUCCCAAAUAACCUUUCACAAAGCAUUCCAGCAUUGAUAAUAAAUUUACUGGAAGAUAUAGAUGCUUUGAACUAGCUUUGGAGCGAUGAUGUAGUACAACACCGAGUGGAGAGGGAGAAUCCGACGACCUUAACAAGCUGAAAAUGGAAGUGUAAUGAUAGGGCUUAUGGAAAUAUCAGGAAAUUUCGGAAGGAAUUAUGGGCAAAGUCUAUUGGAUAUACAUACCAGUUUGGUGCCGAUCAGCGUGGAGAAAAAUUAGACCGCCAGAGGAGCAUGAUUUGAAUAGAGGUUUCCAGUUAAUGCCAGCUAAACUCAAGGGAUCCAGGUGGUAUAGUGAAUAACUAAUUGUGAUGAUAAAAUACGAAGACAGUAAAUAUAAUUGUAUGCAAUGAGUUGUAAUAAACACGACAAACAAUUAUGGGUUC